Messenger RNA from Musca vetustissima, 785 nucleotides. RefSeq names its product spastin. The annotation marks the transcript as partial. Gene Ontology annotation, cellular component: microtubule cytoskeleton. The transcript has a single exon. Lineage: Eukaryota; Metazoa; Arthropoda; Insecta; Diptera; Muscidae. The record is from RefSeq and is a predicted model, not a curated record. Gene Ontology annotation, molecular function: ATP binding; ATP hydrolysis activity.
GUCUCAGAGCACCCGCCAAAGGUUUACUCUUGUUCGGACCACCUGGUAAUGGUAAAACCUUACUCGCUCGAGCUGUUGCCACCGAAUGUAGUGCUACGUUUUUGAACAUUUCAGCCGCCUCGCUAACAAGUAAAUACGUGGGUGAUGGUGAAAAAUUGGUGCGAGCCUUAUUUGCCGUGGCCCGUGAAAUGCAACCAUCCAUCAUUUUCAUUGAUGAAGUCGACUCACUGCUCUCUGAACGUAGCAGUAAUGAACAUGAAGCUUCACGACGUUUAAAGACGGAAUUUCUCGUCGAAUUCGAUGGUCUGCCGGGUAAUCCAGAUGGUGAUCGUAUUGUUGUUUUAGCGGCAACAAAUCGUCCACAAGAAUUAGAUGAGGCGGCGUUGCGGCGUUUUACAAAACGGGUUUAUGUUUCGUUACCCGAUUUGGAAACAAGAGAAUUAUUGCUGCGUCGUUUGCUGCAAAAGCAAGGUAGCCCCUUGGAUACAGAUGCCUUGAAGCGUCUGGCAAAACUCACCGAAGGUUAUUCUGGCAGCGAUUUAACAGCAUUGGCCAAAGAUGCAGCAUUGGAACCAAUACGCGAAUUAAAUGUGGAACAAGUUAAGUGUUUGGAUAUCAGUGCUAUGCGUCCAAUAACUGAAAAUGAUUUUCAUAAUUCCCUGAAACGUAUACGUCGCUCAGUGGCACCCCAAAGCUUGACGUCAUAUGAAAAAUGGUCUCAAGAAUAUGGUGAUAUUACCAUUUAAAAAAUAAUUUAAACUAGGUAUUAUUUUUCUAUAUAUAUA